CGGUGUGAAGUCUGUUCAACUUCAAGGCCCGAGUUGCAGCUAGGGCGCUACGCUCAGACCCAGCUAGGACCUAUUAGGCUAGAGCCUGAGGCAGAGGCGAAGCCGCAAGCAGAUCGCAGAGGGACACAGGUGGUGCACACCCUUUGUAGUCCCUCCACAGCAGUUCUGACAUUACCUUCGCAGUGUGACUGUAUUGGGUUCAAGCUCGAGCUGGUAUUUUGCAGGAAAUUUCGAGAUGGGCCACAUCAAAUUGAGCUGGGAGUGUCAGCCUUAGCGCCGUAAGCAAUUGAAAAGAGUUGCAUGCCCCGAAGGUGCAGCACUCCUUUCUGAAACCCAAGACUCUAUGUUCUCUGACAAGCGCGUGGGCCACACAGCAUUGCACCGUGUGUGCUUGAAAGGCGGCCCCGCUUUCUAUGGCGCAAACUAGAGAUGUGCACACGCUCGGUGGCAAUGCUGACUCUGUUGAGUUCUGCCCCAUCGAGGGCUUUGAAAACUUUCUGGCGGCAGCCACUUACAACCUGGUGGAGGGGGAUCCCCCGCAGCGGCUGGGCCAGCUGUACCUCUAUGAUGUGGACACAAGCGCAGAUGGUGUUCAAACUGACCCCAAGAUGCGCCGCGUUCUUGAGCAGGACACAGCUGGCAUCUUUGACCUCAAGUGGGCGCCUCAGCUGCUCGACUCGGCGCCGUGCCUGGGGCAAGCCAGCGCAGACGGGUCGCUGUCCUUCUACUCUCUGAGGGCUGCAGAGUCAGCUUCAAUGGAGCAUCUCUCAAGGUGUGAAGUUGGCGAGGCCAUGUGCCUCUCGCUGGAUUGGCGCCCAACGACAGGGGAACACGUAGUCGUGAGCCAGUCAGACGGCCAGAUCGCCUCCCUCUCCUUCUCCCCUGCCGGCGUCACACUCUCCCAAACUUGGCCCGCCCACGAUCUCGAGGUCUGGGUUGCGUCAUUCGACCGGUGGGACACGAACCUGGUCUAUUCGGGUGCGGACGACUGCGCGAUGAAAGGCUGGGACCUGCGUACAGAUUGUGGCGCACCGGCAUUCAGCAACAGGAAAGAGCACGCCAUGGGGGUGUGCACGCUCGCAAGUAACCCCUCGAAGGAGCACGAGUUCGUCAGCGGCAGCUACGACGAGCGUGUUCGUGUGUGGGACAACCGGAACCUGCGCCGCCCGGUGUGCGUGCACGUCGGCGCCCAGGUCGGGGGGGGCGUGUGGCGGCUCAAAUGGCACCCCCACGCCGUGGGCCUCCUUCUGGGGGCCUGCAUGCACGGUGGCGCGCGGAUCUUCUCUGUCCCUGACAAUGGCGAGGUAGCCGUUACAGAGGAGUACGUUGCGCACGGUUCGCUGACAUACGGAGCAGAUUGGUGCUACCAUCCUCGAGCCCUCACACAGUUUCAGGGCGAGCCCGACUCGGAGUCUUGUUCUGAGAUCCACAAUGCUUUCGACGAAACAUGCCAGGGGCAAGUGUCUGAGACUUUUACGGCAAGUCCGGCGGAAGAAAGCCUCUGCGAAGAGAGAGCGGCGGGGCAUUCCGGGUUGGCGGGCGGCCAGCCGGAGAUCAUUGGUACUGGAUUGAAAGCGGCGACUGAAGCAAAAACUGAGUGCUUGGAAAGCGGUGAGGUUGGAGGAGACAGAAGCUUAGUCUCCUUGGUUAAACAACUGCAUGCAGAUUCGGGCACGUUAGGUUCAGAGGCCUUAGGGGGCGUCUCUAGAAAGGGUUUCUCGCGGACGAAAGAGGUCAGUGCGAGCGGGAAGUCGUUACGAGAAGGUGCCUUUCCCUGUGGCCUGGUUGCAACAUGCUCUUUCUAUGAUAGAUCAUUACACCUAUGGAGACCAAAACCGUUCUAAACGUCGGUCGCAAGAAGCAGGAAUUGUGUGCGAACUUAGUCGCCCAAAGAAGAGAGACUAUGAGCAUUUGAAGCAAAAUGUUGCAGAUUGCAUUUGCUCAAAUCUUACACCGAGUUAAAGGCGGGUGCAUUGCUUCAUCGUCAUCGAUGGGCAUACUAAAUCAAGU
This is a messenger RNA of Klebsormidium nitens, 2010 nucleotides long. NCBI's taxonomy places the organism in Eukaryota, Viridiplantae, Streptophyta, Klebsormidiophyceae, Klebsormidiales, Klebsormidiaceae. The record is from the annotation of a GenBank genome assembly.